Molecule: messenger RNA, 528 nt
Organism: Geodia barretti
Lineage: Eukaryota; Metazoa; Porifera; Demospongiae; Tetractinellida; Geodiidae
Source: the annotation of a GenBank genome assembly
AUGGUCGGCACACCGAUUGAUGAUGAUGUCAUCGCAAACAUUGUAACAGCACAGAUGCUUUUCCUUGAGGGAAAAGACCCGGAUGCAGACAUAGUGCUCUAUAUUAACACACCUGGCGGUUCCGUUUCCGCCGGUUUGGCAAUCUACGACACGAUGCAGUAUAUCAAAGCCGAUGUGCAGACAUGGUGUUUAGGUAGAGCUUAUAGUAUGGGAGCUGUUCUUCUUGCCGCCGGAGCACCCGGGAAGCGCUACGCGCUCCCACAUGCAAAAGCACUCAUUCACCAACCGAUGGCGAGCGGCAUUGGCGGUCAAGCUUCUGAUAUUAGCAUUCAUGCAAAAGAAAUUCUGAAGGAACGCGACCGACUUUAUUCUAUUUUAGCAGAGCAUACGGGCCAAAAUAUUGAGAAGAUCACUACUGAUUCUGACCGUGACUAUUACAUGACUGCCGAACAGGCACUUGAAUACGGUAUCGUCGAUCAGGUCGUCUCCCAACGGGACAACACAGCAGGAUUAAUUCGUGAAGAAUAG